Messenger RNA from Notothenia coriiceps (black rockcod), 1141 nucleotides. Its product is annotated as plexin-B1-like. Gene Ontology annotation, molecular function: semaphorin receptor activity. The transcript is spliced from 6 exons. The record is from RefSeq and is a predicted model, not a curated record. Bases 203 to 1141 code for a protein of 312 amino acids. NCBI's taxonomy places the organism in Eukaryota, Metazoa, Chordata, Actinopteri, Perciformes, Nototheniidae. Gene Ontology annotation, cellular component: plasma membrane; semaphorin receptor complex. Gene Ontology annotation, biological process: semaphorin-plexin signaling pathway; regulation of GTPase activity; positive regulation of axonogenesis.
AAUAAUAAGCAGUGCUAUGUUUUAUUGUGGUAGUACAAAACAAGAGUAAAUACAAAUAUAAUAAUAACUGUCAAUUAAAACCAUAGACUACAUUCAAAUAUAACACCACUAUUAACAAUUUAAAAAAAUUGGAGCAGCCUGAACAUUUUGAAGAAGAGUUUUAGGGGAAAGUUCUGAAAGCUAAACUGUAGGUUCCUUCUGCAUGUGUUCUCAGGGGGAUAACCUGGACCUGGCCGUCACUAAGGACGAGCUGGAGGUUAUGGUGGGGGAGGGUGUGUGUGCUGUGAAGACCCUGACCAGAAACCACCUGUACUGUGAGCCCCCCCCUCAGCAGCCUCCACCAGGACCCAACGGCAAGAAGAGGGAGGGCUCCGACAAUCUGCCUGAGUUCACAGUCCGAAUGGGCAACCUGAACUUCUCCCUGGGUAAGGUUCAGUAUGACACCCUCAGCCUGGCCACCUUCCCCCUGGAGGCUCAGAUUGGAGUCGGGGUGGGGGCUUCAAUCGUAGCCCUCAUCGUCCUCAUCAUCGUGCUCAUCUACAGGAGGAAGAGUAAGCAGGCGCUGAGAGACUACAAGAAGGUGCAGAUCCAGCUGGAGAACCUGGAGACCAGCGUGAGAGACCGCUGCAAGAAAGAGUUCACAGACCUGAUGACGGAGAUGAUGGACAUGUCCAGUGACCUGGUGGGCUCCGGCAUCCCGUUCCUGGACUACCGGAGGUACGCUGAGCGGAUCUUCUUCCCCGGCCACCGGGAGUCCCCUCUGAGGCGGGACCUGGACGUGCAGGAGUGUCGGAGGCAGACGGUAGAGCAGGGCCUGGUGCAGCUGUCCAACCUGCUCAACAGCAAGCUCUUCCUCACCAAGUUCAUCCACACUCUGGAGAGCCAGCGGACCUUCUCCCCCAGAGACCGGGCCUACGUGGCCUCGCUGCUGACCGUGUCGCUGCACGGCAAGCUGGAGUACUUCACCGACAUCCUGAAAACUCUGCUCAACGACCUGGUGGAGCAGUACGUGGCCAAGAACCCCAAACUGAUGCUGCGGCGGACGGAGACGGUGGUGGAGAAGCUGCUCACCAACUGGAUGUCCAUCUGCCUCUAUGCUUUCGUCAGGGUCAGUCAUCACAUAUAUUCCCGCUACAACUAA